Messenger RNA from Corylus avellana, 1634 nucleotides. Its product is annotated as putative WRKY transcription factor 9. NCBI's taxonomy places the organism in Eukaryota, Viridiplantae, Streptophyta, Magnoliopsida, Fagales, Betulaceae. The record is from RefSeq and is a predicted model, not a curated record. Gene Ontology annotation, molecular function: DNA-binding transcription factor activity; sequence-specific DNA binding. Gene Ontology annotation, biological process: regulation of DNA-templated transcription.
GAGCAGAGAGAGAUGGAAGAAGAAGAAGGAAAAGAAGAAAAAGAAGAAGAUGAUACAGAAGAAGCAGGAGGAGUACAUGUUAAUCAUGAUACAGAAGAAGUAGCUGAGGCCACAGCAGGAGAAGUAGACGAUGAUGCAUCAUUACUUCAUGGAUCUCUGCAACAAAACAUGAAGACUGAUCAUCAAGAGUUGUCUGUGCUGCAAAUGGAGAUGAACCGCAUGAAAGAAGAAAACAGGGUGUUGAGGAAGGUAGUUGAGCAAACAAUGAAAGACUACCAUGAUUUACAGAUGAAACUCUCCACAAUCCAUCAAAAUAGCCAAGAAAAGGAUCCUCAAAUCUUUCUUUCGCUUCGUGGUAACGACGAGGCUAGUCGAGAACCAGAGACGGUUCCCGAAUUUCUAGGUAUUACUAAUCAAAGAGCUCCGCCACCAACACCGUCACAACACAAGGAUGGCAUUAGGGAGAGUGAAUUAGGGUUGUCACUGAGGAUACAUACAGAUGUUGAAGAACAAGAACAAGUGGAAGGUAAAGAAGAGGAGUAUAAGGCAACUUUUACCUCACUACAAAACAAGCUACAAAGGAGUGAUUUGGCUGGAAUUACAAGCCAUGCUGCCGCCCAAGCCAACAGGAAAGCUAGGGUUUCGGUCAGAGCUAGAUGUGAAGCAGCCACAAUGAACGAUGGAUGCCAAUGGAGAAAAUACGGGCAGAAAAUUGCUAAAGGAAAUCCUUGCCCACGAGCCUAUUAUCGUUGCACAGUGGCUCCAGGAUGCCCAGUUAGGAAACAGGUGCAGAGAUGCUUAGAGGACAUGUCUAUUCUGAUAACAACAUAUGAAGGUACACACAACCACCCACUUCCUGUAGGUGCAACUGCCAUGGCUUCCACAGCCUCAGCAGCUUCCAUUAUGUUAUUAGAUUCAAGUAAUCCAACCUCCAGUUUCACCCAAGCAUCUCUUCCUUACCUCCAUGCCUCUCAUCACCCAUCAUCAAGCAUCAGAAGCAUAAACCCUAACGACCCUUCCAAAGGAAUUGUUCUUGACCUUACAACCAACUCCUAUGAUCAUCAUCAUCAUCAUCAUCAUCCCCCUCAAUUCUCAAUGCCUGCAGGCCCCUCCUCAUCAUAUCCAUCACCAUCAUCAUCAUCAUCAUCAUCUCUACAAGGUUUCUCAUGGAUGCAUGGGAAACAAACAUACCAUAACAACAACAAUCCCAAUCCUCUCACCAGCAAUCUCUUUCCUAGCCCUAGAGAAGUAGUGGAUGAAGAAAAUAAUAAGAAAUCUCUUGCAGAAAAUGUGACAGCAAUGGCUUCAGAUCCUAAAUUUAGGGUAGCCGUUGCGGCUGCAAUCACAUCUCUCAUUAAUAAAGAGAGCCAUACAAGUCAUCCUGUGGGCACUGCUACUUUUGGUCCUAGGGAUGGGGGGGAGACUGGUAGCUCUACUACCAAUAACUGGAUCCUUGAAUCUCUCCCUGGAAAUGGUAAGCCAAUUAGGCAUUCACCUUGAAGGAAUUUCAAUAGCAUUUUUUUUUAAAGGCAAAUGAUGAUCAUCAAGGGUAUACAUAAACUUAAUUUGUAUCAUUAUCUUGUAAAAGAUCUUAAUUUUCUCAAUAAAAAUUAAUAUACCAUGUUGCAGUUGUU